AUGAAUGACGCCCUGUGCGCCGUGGCAAAAGAGGCCACCAUGGUGGAUUCAUGGGAUCAUGAAACGAGGAUAACUGUGAGGAUAAAACGAGAAGGAGAAGGUCAUCGCAUCCCAACCUCCAUCCUGGGCACCAGUCACAGUGCAUCCCAUGGCUUUGAGACCCAGGUGAGCACCAAGUUGACACUGCCAAAGUUUGACCUCAUCUUCUGCGAAGUCUUUGACGCCGGCCUGCUGGGGGAGUACGCUUUCUCAGAGAUCCAGACGCAUGCGCUGCCCACGAUCUUACAUGCGCGUCGGGAGCUGCUGAAGCCCAAUGGCAUUUUGAUCCCAGCUAGGGCCAAAAUCUUUGGACAGAUCGUGGAGGCACCGGAGCUGCUGGAACGUUUUGCAGUUCUGGAAUCGCCAGCGGGGGUUUGGACCCCAAGGUACAGCAAUCUGGGAAAUUGGAUCGAUCCGCCUCUAGAGUUGCGCGUGCAGAAGACCGGAGUGGCGCAUGCCUUAAUCUAUUGGUGGGAGUUACAACUCGAUGGAGCCGGAAACAGUCGCAUCCACACCUCACAGAGAGGUGGUUGCGAAAGUUGGGAGCAAGCAGUGAAACCUCUCACCCUGCCACUGGAAGACGUGCCCUUGCGGGAGCAUGAGAUCGUCCGGCUGCGCUUGGCGCUGCGGCGCCAGGCAGAUGGCCUUGAAGUCAUCUUGGAGGACUGGGAAGGGUCGCAGAUGACAUGGAGAAGCCUGGGCAGUUCCUUUGACAUUUCGUCCAUUUUCACGGUGGCCAAAGGCGCGCGCUGUCCACCCGAGGAAGCCAAAGUGCAGGGGAAGGACUUGCCAUCCAAAACUGAUGUGGGUGUGGCCCAUAUCUUGGAUCCCAACACGGGACUUGGAAUCAACUGGGCCAUCAUGGCAUGGCACUGGACCAUGGUCUUAGUCUUUUUGAUGUUUUACUUCGCUGUAGCCUACUGGACCACUCCAAUGGGCUCCAAUGUCCCCUGGUUGACGCUGUUUCAGAAGCUCCUGGUUUUCUGGAAUUUCUGGGAAGCCUUGGGGCUGGGCGUCAUCCAUGGGCCCAUGCAAGGCAAAGUGAAUCCACCGUUCCAGGACUGGUGGUAUCGGUUUACAGUUGGGUCUAUGAAGUACACUGCUCCCUUCAUGCCCUGUUUGUCGAUGAAACGGAACUGCCUGGACGUCUUGGUCGAGGGAUUUCUGAUGUAUGCUCUGACGAUCCGCGUCCUUCUGGCGCCAGAAGUGACCCCAGAGCUGAUGCAACCCUUGGUGGCCUGUUUGAUCUACGAAUUUCUAUUCGAUCAUGGCCAGCACAUGCACACCUACGGCACGCAAACAAUGUACUGCUUCAUCUUCAUGUGCUUUCCAGUGGACCAGGGGCAGGUUGUUGCCCUGCAACUCUUCAUGACCUGGUUCUACAUUUGCUCUGGAUGGUGCAAGAUUGGACCUUGGUUCAAGUAUUUGAAUGUGAGUAACUUGUGGUCUGCAAAGUACAUGGUGAGUGUACCAUGGUCAGACUGCUUUCGAAGAACUAUGUACAAAGGAUACAAAGAUGCUGAUUACCGCCUUACAAGAGCCGCCAAAGUCUUCUCAGUGGUGUGUGCAUUGUGUGAAACGCUUGGACCUUUGCUGGUGCUUUCCAACGACCCAAUCCUUGUUCAAUGCGGCAUCGUCGUAAUUUGCUGUAUGCACCUCUACAUCAUCUCGACCCUGGUUGUUGACGUUUUCACGUGGAACUUUGUGGAUGCUUUGAUGUAUUGCUUCAUCUUCGGACUCUAUGGGCCCUCAGUAGGCGCCUAG
Messenger RNA from Cladocopium goreaui, 1803 nucleotides. The record is from the annotation of a GenBank genome assembly. Lineage: Eukaryota; Dinophyceae; Suessiales; Symbiodiniaceae.